AUGCCUGACGAUGGCGAGCACCAGGCGUCGGUGGCCACGACCAGCACAGCCGGCCCGGUGAUCACCUCCUCGCACACGGCCCUGACGGCCUCCUCGACGACCGCGGUCAUGGGCCCGGCAUCUGGGGACACCUUGUCCGGGCCCUCGGACCCGGGCCUUCGCGCGGCCGAUGUGGAGGACCUGCUCCGGCGCUUUGGCGAUGGCACGCACCCGGAGGUGGACCUGUCCCCGGCACCGACCGGGCACAGCCCCCAAGUACUUGACCUUUUCCUGGCCCUCCGCCGGCGGCAAAUGUUGGCGGAUUUGCUGGAGGCCCAUGCGCGGGCGCCGCCGGCCGAGCCGGCUCCCGCGCCGGCCCCCCCGCCGAGGGCCUCGCCGGCCGCCCCGCGGGUGACGUUCCUGUCGCCGGGGCUCCUGCUUCUGGGGCCGGCGGCGGCCGGUGCGGGGCUUGUGCCGGGCGCCGGGGCCAGCCUCGGCCCGGGGCCCGGCCCCGGCGCCCUGGUCCUCUGGCUGUCGACCCUGUGCGUGGCGCUGGUGCUGGUAUUCACGGUGGCGGUCUUCCGACUGACGGCCCUGGGCGGGGUGCCGGCCGCGGCGUCGCGGUGGCCCGGAGCCACGGCCGCCGGGCCCGGCGCCCCGGCCCCCGGCCAGGCCCCCGGGCCGGCCGACCCCCUCGGCUCGCUGAUGGCCGAGGCCGGGCUCGGCGACCCGACGGCCGAUCCCUCCUGGCUGAGCUCCAUCCUGUCGGUGCUGCUGCGCUUGGCGCUCUUUUGGCUGCUGGGCGAGGGCCAGCCCCGGCCGGUGGACAUCCGGGCGCGGCUGUGCACGGAUGGCGUGACCCUGCGGGCCCCGGCGCGCGGGUGGCACCGCCAGGCCGACCCGGCCGCCUGGCCGUCGGACGCGUCGCAGGAGCACCCGGGCGAGCGCCACCUGCCGGGCUUCGGGCUGGAGCUCUUCGUGUCCGGGGCCGCCCUGCGCAGCGACCUGCUGUGGGACCUGGCGCAGUUGCCCUUUCUCUUUGAGGCGGAGGACUCGGCCGCCGACAUGGACCCGGGCCAGGUGUACGAGGACCAGGCGGACACCGGCCUGCUGGGGGCCCAUGCCUUUGUGCGGCUCUUCCCGCCGCGCAUCGAUGUGGCCAUCCGCGAAGUCCGGGCCGCGGUCCGGUAUGACCCGCGCCUCGGGGCCGCGCGGCAGGUGCUCGUCCGGCAGAGCCAGCUCCUGCUCUUCGAGCGCGGCCUGCGGUCGAUCUUCCGCCGGGGGGUCAGCCCGCUGCAGUGGCUGAAUUUGGCCCGCGGCUCGGUCGAUGGGAAGCUGCUCUUCGACCUGGACGAGGUGCCCGGCGUGGACCUGGCCCCGGCGGCCGGCAUGGUCCCCACCGGCAAGGGCGAGACCGGCAUGCUGGGGGUGGUCCGCUGGGCGCUGGACUGGCUGGUGCCCCGGCUCCAUGUCACCUGCCGCGAUGUGGAGAUCUUCCUGGUGGAUGCGUCGAUGGCGGCGGCCGGCCCGGCGCCGGGGCGCUACACCCCGGCCUUCCGCCGGAGCGCGCACCACCACCCGCCCGGGCCCGGGGUGGCCUACCCGGGGUCCGGCUCGCCGGCCGGCGACAUGCCCGAGCCCGGGCCAUCGGUGCAUGGGCCCGGGCGCGGGGGGCCGCGCCGGCGCGCCGCCACGCAGCAGAUCCUGCGCCGGGUCCGGGGCGAUGUCACCUGCGUGGCCCUGGUGGCCCGGCAUGUGGAGCUGGAGCGUCUGGCCGACACCGACACCUAUGCCCGGCUGCAUGGGCGCGGUGAGCUGUCCGACGAGGAGGACGACCAUGACGAGGAGGAGGAUACCGGCGCCGAGCAGGAUGGCGGCCCGUCGGGGGGGGCCGACGGGCCGGCCGGGCCCGAGGCGCGGCCCGAGGCGCGGCCCGACGCGUCGGCCGGCCGCCCGGAGGCCCACAUCCUGGCCGCCAUGGGCGACCUGCUGGGGGGGCGGCCCGGGCCGGCCGGCGACGAGGGGCCCGACCCGGCCGGCCCGGGCCUCGGCGGUGGCCUGGCCGGGCUGCUGGGCGCCGAUGUGGGCGCCCUGCUGGGCGGCCCGGUGGCGGCCAUGCUCAGCCUCCCGGGGCAGGGGCUCAGCCAAUUCUGGGACAGCGAGUGGGCCACCGGCAUCAAGGACGUGUGGGACUUCGUGCAGCCCUGGGUGGCCAGCCGGACGACGCCGAUCGUCAUCGACAUUCCGCUGACCGCGCGCCGGGGUGUCAGCAUCCAUGCCAAUGUGCUGCCGCUGCGGGAGCUCCUUGGCCGGGACACCGCCGGCCUGGUCCCGCAGUGGCGGUGGUGGGAGCGUCUGGCCGGGCCGGCGCAUGGUCAUGGCGGGGGCGCCGGGCGCGAUGCCCCGGCGGCCCGGGGCCCGGGCAUGCCGGCGGCGCCCGGCCAGGGCCUGGCCGCGGCGGCCACCGCGACCGCGGCGGCCACCAGCGACCCGCUGGCCCUGCUGUCCUCUCUGAGCCGGGUUUCCCGGCGCCGGGAUCUGCUGGCAAGGUCGCUGCUGCCGCGAGCGGUGGACCUGCGCCGCGAGCUCCUCGGGACCCUGCCCGGGGGGCUGUCGGCGGCCGAGGCGCCGGAGCCGGGCCCGGGCCCGGACAGCCUGCCGGCCGGGACCCUGCGCCCGGAGCGCCUCGGCCCGCACUGCCUGGUGCAGGCCGCCGGCCAGGCAUACUGUCGGCUGAUGUUCCGCUUCCCCCUGGUCCGGGGGGCGUUGCGGCCCAGCGGCGACAUGGACCCGGUGGUGGAUGUGGGGCUGGUGCUGCCGCGGGUGGCGGCCCGGCUCAGCCGCCGGCAGGUGUACGCCAUGAACCGGCUCUUCCUGCCGGGGCUGCCCCGGCCGUACUUCGGGGAUGCCCUGCCGAAGCGCGUGCUCGAGGCCACCCUGGCGCCGGUGGGCUGGCCCCCGCGCCAGGUGGCUGUCGAAACGACCACCGGCAUCGGGCCGCCCCGACCGGCGGCCAUGUCCCUGGCGGCCGGGCCGGCGGGGGGCGCCGCCCCGCCGGGCGAUGUGCCGGCGGCCGGCCUGGCCCCCGGCGACAGGACCCCCCCGGCCGCGCCGGCGGCCGAGGCCCCGGCCGAGGACUACUACAGCCUGGCCACGGUCAUCGGGGCCAACAACCGCGAUGAAUUCCUGCUAUACAUGUCGGAGGUGAGCCGGCACCCGGGCUACGAGGAGGAGGAGGAGGAGGAGGAGCCGCCGGCCGGGCUGGCCGCCGAGCAGCCGGGCCCGGCCCCCUCGGCCGGGCACGAGCCGGCCUCCUCGCGCAGCACGCUGGCCGAACGCCGCGGGCUGAGCCUCGCCGCGGGCGACCUGGAGAUCACCCCCCCCGGGGGGGAGGCCCGGAGCCGGGCCUCGCCGGCCAGCCCGGACCGGCGCCGGCGCCGGCGGUCCCUGCUGCAGGCCUUCGCCUCGCCGGGGCCGCCGGCGGCCGGGCCGCGCAAGGACCCGACCACCGGCCAGCCGCCCGAGUCGCCGAUGUCCCGGCUGCAGCGUCGGCUGCAGCAAAUUGGCUGGCGCUCGGCGGCCAAGUCGACCACCGGCGCGGAGCCCGGCCCGGCGGCCGGCCCGGUCCCCGGGACCGCCACCCCGCCGCCGGUGGCCGACCCGGGCCCCGGCAGCCAGACUCCCCCCCAGGGGGCGGCGGCGGCGGCGGCGGCGGCCGCGGGGACUGCCUCGGCCGGCGGCCCCUCCGGCCGGAUCACCCCGCUGUCCGAGUCGGCCUCCGGGACCCUGAGCUCCGGGCCGGGGGACUUGGCGGCCCCCGGUGCUCGGGCCGACCCGACCUUCCUGUGGCAGCUCCUGGCUUCGCGGUAUACGCCGGCGGCCGGGGAGGCGGCGGCCCGGGUGGCCCGGGCCGUGGACCACACCCCGGGCGGGGUGGAGUCCGGGACCCGGACCCCGCCGGCGCCCGGCCGGCCGGCCGCCGGCCCGCCCGUCCCGCCGGUCAUGGCCCCGGUGGAUGUCGAGCCGGAGCCCCGGCCGCGCGAGGGGUUCGCCUGGUCGCCGUGGGCCCUGUCCCGGCGCCGGGCCCUGCGCCUGCGCUAUGUCCGCCUCUACGCCACCCUGACCUUCCAACGGGUGCCGACCAUGACGGUGAAUGUCUUCCGGCCAGCGGUCCCGGUGCCGGGCAAGACCCUGGAGGAGGAGCUGGGCCUGCUGGAGCUGGAGCUCAGCCAGGGCGACGUCAUCCUCUUCCGACUGUGGGCCCUGUAUCGCAUGCUGACGGCCAUGCUGUACCGGGAGAUGCCGGGCACCGAGGCCGGCAACUUCCGGCCCAUCUUCGGCAUGGCCUCGCACAGCCCCGGCACGGCCACCCUCUCGGUGCAGGCCGUGCGGGCGGAGCUGGCCCGACGCCCGGCCGGCGACCCGAUGGCCGCGGUGGCCGCCAUGCGCGAGCACGUGCGCGCCUGGCUGGCCGAGUGCGCCGAUGGGGCCCUCCCGGCCGAUGGGUCCGCCCCGCCGGAGCACCUGCCCCACUCCGGCAACAGCCCCCUGGCCCUGACCUAUGGCGGCGGGGGGGGCGUCAUCCCGCGGCGCUUCCGCUUCGAUGGGUUCCUGGCCGCGCGCAUCGAGGUGGUGGCUGCCGGCUUUGUGCCCGGCCGCGAGUACAUCCCCGGCGAGGAGUCCUGGGCCCGGCGCCAUGCCGGGUCGUGCAUCGUGCGCGAUUCCCCGACCCGUGGCUUGCUCCAAGCGCCCGCCGGGCCGACGGCUGCCGGGCCCGCGGCCGCGCCCUGGGGCGUGGUCGAGCUGCUCGGCCGGUCGGCCAAGUACCCGGCCAUGACCAUCCGCACGGUGGAUGUCCGUCUGUCGGUGGUCAUCCGGAAUUCCGGCAUCGUCAUCAGUGCCUCGUGCGAGCAGGCCGGCCUGGCGGCCAGGAUCUCCGCGGACCAGCGCGAGCCGGUGCCCUUCUUCGUGGUGGGCGGCCGCCAGCCCGGCGAGGAUAUGUCUCGCUUGACGGGGACCCCGCCGCCGGGGGCGGCUCGCGUGGGCAGCGGCAGCGGCACCCUGCCCGGGGCCGCCGGGGCCGAUGCCAGCCAGUGUAGCUGGCUCGGGCUGACCACCCUGAGCAUGGACCACCCGCUGAAGGUCCGCUACCACAUGAGCUUCGUGCCGACGGCGCACGUCACCCCCGGGCCGUCGUCGGCCCUGCCGCCGGACCUGAUCGAGUGGUACCGCCUGCAAAGCGAGGCCAUCGAGCAGUCCCUGGAGCAAGAGGGCAUGCUGGCCAGCGCCAUGCGCCGGGCCCUGGUGGAGCCCAUUCGCGCGGCCGUCAACAUGGUCCUGGCCCGGUCCCAGAAGCUCAGCAAAACCGCCCUGCUGAAGAUGGCCUUCCGCUUCCCGGGGCUCAUGGGCCGCGUGGCUGGCUACACCACCGACACCACGGCCCUCAUGCGUCAGGUGCUGAGCAUCUUGCAAAGCUCGAUCCUGUCGGAUGGCGGCCUGCUCGGGCAGCUCCGGUCCCUGGGGGACGAUGGCCCGGCGGCGUAUGGGCACCUCCGGCCGGGGUCCUUCGUGGGCACCGGGCCGACCCCGGUGUCGCCCUCUUCCGGGCCUGCCUCCUCGGCUUCGCAGCCCGGGUCGGCCACCGGGCCGCGGACUCCCCGGGCCGGGGGCGGCCAUGCGCGCCUCUUCGCGGCCGAGCCCCUGGCCGAGGAUUAUGCCAGUGCCCCGCCCGGGCAGCACCUGGAGGCCGACCGUCGCGAUGCCUGGGGCGUGCUGGAUGAGUGGGACCGCAGUGACUAUGAGCUGGCCGCCGGGUCGCAGUGGGUCCAGGUGUCGGCCUCCGGCGCUCGGUUGCUCAUCCGCCACGAGGUGGUCAAUGCCAUCAUCGCCUUCUUCCUGAUCGCCGAUGACGCGGUCUAUCGCUCCCUCGGGUCCCUGUACUCGGUGAAGGUCUUCCCGAACGUCAUCCAUGUGACCCUUGAGGCGUUGGACAGCCCGAUCAUCGCCUUCCCCACCGAGUACUCGGUGCUGCACCAUACGCCGGUCAUUCUCCUGGCGCCGGACACCGUGCGCAUUUCCACCACCGCCUGUGCCCGGGGGAAGAUCGGCGAUGCCCUGCGCCUGCACCUGCCGCCGCCACUGUACUCGACCAUCCUCCUGCAGCAGGGCCUCCAGCGCCUGGUGGACCAGGGGGCCCACCAGCGGCCGUUGAGUGCCACCGACGGCUUGGCCAGCCUGCCGAUGGACUUCAUCCGCCAUGUCCUGUGGCCGCUCUUCUAUGACACCUAUCGCCUGGACAUCCUCAACUCGCUGGUCUACCUGUCGCCCUGUUCGCGGCGGGCCUUGCGCACGCUCUUCGUCCUGCCGGGCGAGCCGCGCAUCACCUUCCCCGGGGGCGGGCUGGCCCCGGCCCCGGCCCCGGCUCCGGCCCCGGUGCCGGGGCCGGCCGCCAGUGCCGGCAUCAGCUCCGGCCCCGGCGCCGGGGCCCGGUCGAAGACCGUGCUUUUUGGCUUUGUCCCCUGUGUGCGCCUGGAAAUCUCCAUCAGCUGCGUGCUCUUCGAGCAGCCGCCCCUCACGAAGGCCUUCCUGGAUUAUGGCCAACCGCGCCCGGGGCAAAGCAUCACCACGCAGAACCUGGCCCGGAUGUCCCGCGUCGGGGUGCUCGACUCCGAGGCGGCCACCGUGCAUGGCCCGCCAGGCCCGGCCUCCGGUCACCCGCCGGGGCCCGAUGGGUGGGCCGCCCCCGAGGCCGAGGCCGAGGCCGGGGUCACUCCGCCCGCCAAGCCCGGCCCGGGCGAGGAAGACCCCCGCGGCCCGCUUGGGCAGCAGCUUGAGCGCCCGGGCUGGGUGCCGCCGCCGCCGCACAUCUUCGCCCGGUCGCCGGGGAUCUUUGUGUCGCUGUCGCUGCUGGGCCAAUCGCACCCGGUGGUGCCGGCCGAUGCGCACAUGGCCCCGAGCCUGCCCGGACUCCUGUCGGAGUCGGUGCGCGCCUCGCCGAUCCCGGUGUCCCCCAUCCAAUCGAUCCCCCUGACGCCGGAGCAGAUCGCCAAGCUGCCGGCCAAUGUGCGGGAGAGCCUCUUCGCGCGGACGGCGUCGGCCGCGACCGGGCCGCGGACGGCACCGGCCCCGGGGCCCGGCUCGACCGGCGCCGCCCCGGCCGUGGGCCCGGGACCGGGCGUGCCGAUGACCCCGGCGGCCAUGCGGAGCCCGGGCCCCCCGGGCGAGGCCGACCGAGUGGCCCCCUCGGGCAAGGGCCAGCGCCUGGUGUUCCACCUGUCCCCGGCCACCAUUGCCUCGUGCAUUCGCGUGGCCGACUCCCUCCGGCAGAUCCUCAAUGCCAGCGGCGACCUGGCCGGGCAGGAGCCCCCCUCGCCGACGUUGGCCCUGGCGGCCGGCGGCUUUGCGCCGGGCGACACGGCCCCGGCCGGCUCGAUGGGCCCCGGGCCCGGGGCGGCGGCCCCGCCGGCCGGACCGCCGACCAAGGCGCCCCAGCCGGACGCCGCCUUCGAGGAGGCCUUCUUCUGCAGCCUCAGCGGCUUCCUGGAGAGCGCGUGCGCCGCCUGCCAGGACAUCCGCCGGACGGUCCCCUGGCUGAGCGAGCGCCUGGGGGCCGGGUGCGCCGCCGGUGGCCCGGGCCCCGGGGAUGCCGGUGACGAGGGGCAUGGCCUGUCGCCCGGGUCGUGGUAUUCCGGGCUGCAGGGCAGCCCGGAUCCCACGGGGGCCCGGUCGCCGGGGUGCGUGUCCCCGCCGGAUGUCACCCCGCCGGACCUGGAGGACCCGCUGGCCCUGCGGCAGUAUCUGCGUCAGCAGCAGCUGGCCCACGGUCUGAAUGUCCCCCUGGAGGAGCAGGUCCUGCCGCCGGGGCCGGGGCUUGGCCGCACGGCCGGGCCCCGGCAACCGGCCGGCCGGCUGCGGGCCAUCCUCGACCAGGCGGACCCGCUGUUCGAGUCCGACACCCUGGAGGACCUCCUGCAGGCCGCCCCCGGGGCCGAGACACCCGGCACCCGGGGGGGCGGCCUGCCGGCCGGGGCCGCCGCGCCCCCGGGGUCGGUGUCCCCCCCGCCGGCCAGUCGAUCGGCCAGCGACUCGGACGGGCUCCUUGCCCCGGCCAUCGGCGAGCAGGGCAUCACCGCCAGUGCCAGCCUGCUGGAGCUGGCCGGGCGGCCGGUUCUCCCGGGCGGCAGCCCCCCGGCCUGGGGCCGGUCCCCCCCCGGGGGGGUGUCUGCCCAGCCGCCGGGGCUUGGACCGGCCGGGCUCGGCCCCUCGCCGGGGGCCCAGCCGCCGGGGCCGAUGCCCGACCGGCCCGGGCCGCCGGCUGGACGUCGGCCCGGGGCCACCCCGCCGGCCCCGGCCCGGGAGAUUGCCUUCUGGAUUAAUCGCGAGCCGGAUGCCGGCUUGGCGGCCGUGAAGCCGGCGCAAAGGCUCCCGGGCCGGCGCCGGCCGGUGCCCCUGGCCGACGUGGUGGCCGCCGCCAUGGCGGCCGAGGACAAGGCCGACCCGGCUGCCGGGGCCAAGUCCCCGGCUUUGUUGCGGCCCGGGCCCGGCAUCGCGGCCCGGGACUUCAGCCAGGAGUUGGAGCGGCUGCAUGACGAUGCGGCCGCCCUGGCCGGGGACCCGGGGCCGUGUGCCGGGGCCGACACCCGCCGACACCGGCACACCCGGUCGCCGGACGGGCGGCCGCCAUCGCCGCCGGGGGGGGAGGCCCCGGCCGCCGGUGGCCCCCUCCCCCGGGCCCAGUCGCCGCCGCUGGAGGCCGACAUCCGCCAGGCAUACUGGCUGCGGGCCCAGCGACUGGCCGGGCUGCCGGAGCUCCACCGCCGGCCGGCCGACAUCGCCUUCGGCCCGCGGGCCCUGUCGGACGAUGGGCUGGCCGGGCGCGCGGCCCCGGGCUUCGAUGGGAAUGCGCGCGAUGAGCGCCAAGCGGUCGGGGAGUUUGCCCUGGCCCGGGAGGCCCUGGUGGAGAUCCUGCGCAAUGCCACGGCCGGAGCCGGCGGCCAGCGCGGCCUGGUGGGCUUCUGCACGGAGCACGCCCGGGCGGCCGAGCGCUCGGCCGCCGACCCCUUUGCCCCCUGCCCCGGGUGUGGGUUUGUCCCGCCCGGGCAGCAGAACGAAAUGAUCGCCCCCUUUGCGCCGUUGCAGUGGUCGCGCCCGGCCGCGGAGCCGGGCCGCGGCGGGGCCAUCCGCCGGCCCAUGUUCGGCAUCAGCCUCCUGGUGGAGGAUAUCUCCGUGCAGGCCUGGCACCCGCGGUGCGUCCUGGCCAAGGUGGCGGCCGACCCGGCCGCCUGCGUGCCCGCGCCCCUCCCGGAGCCGCUGCUGCCCGCCCUGCCCUGGUUCUGA
Fonticula alba is the source of this 9315-nucleotide messenger RNA. RefSeq lists its product as hypothetical. The transcript has 4 exons. The record is from RefSeq and is a predicted model, not a curated record. Bases 1 to 9315 code for a protein of 3104 amino acids. Lineage: Eukaryota; Rotosphaerida; Fonticulaceae.